Molecule: messenger RNA, 1436 nt
Organism: Cicer arietinum (chickpea)
Lineage: Eukaryota; Viridiplantae; Streptophyta; Magnoliopsida; Fabales; Fabaceae
Product: nudix hydrolase 2-like
Molecular function (GO): NAD binding; NADH pyrophosphatase activity; ADP-ribose diphosphatase activity
Source: RefSeq, a predicted model, not a curated record
AAACUAUUUUGAACUCAAUUCAAUUCAGUUUGAUCAAUUCUAUAAUUUGAGAACUUUAAGUUAGAAAAAACGAGAGAAUAGAAUUUAUCUCCAUUUAGAGUUCCCAACCUCGUUCAUUCCUUCAAAUUUUCAAUCUUUGAUUCACAUCAACAGCAUGAUACUCAAGUCGCUGCCAAAGCUCUCACUUGUCUUCUCUUCAAUCAACAAUUCUCGUUAUCUUGCAAAUGCUACUCAACGUUUUAUAUCUUCACGGAGAACCACAACAAUUAUUACAACACCCACUUCAAGAGUAGUUAAGAUUCGAGUGAAAACCCCAGUUCCUAUUCGAUCCAUGUCAACCUCACCAAUUUUACCACAGACUGCAUCAGAAAUAACUGCAGAAGAUCAAGUUCAACAGGUUAAACUACUAACAUCAACUGAUGAUCAUUACGGUGGUGUUAUUGUGGAACUGGAUCAACCUAUGGAUUCUACAACGUUUGUCUCAAUUCUUAGAGCUUCAAUUAUACACUGGAAACAGCUGGGCAAGAAGGGAGUUUGGAUAAAAUUACCUAUCCAUCUUGUCAGUCUUGCUGAAGCUUUAGUUAAGGAAGGUUUUUGGUAUCACCAUGCAGAACCAAAAUAUUUAAUGCUUGUGUAUUGGAUUCCUGAAAGUCCAAAUACUAUUCCUCCAAAUGCCACACACAGGGUGGGCAUUGGUUCAUUUGUCAUGAAUGAAAAACAUGAGGUACUAGUUGUUCGAGAAAAUAGUGGACUUUUUCAAGGAACCGGAGUCUGGAAAUUCCCUACUGGAGUUGUUGAUCAGGGAGAAGAUAUUUAUGUAGCAGCAGUAAGAGAGGUCAAAGAAGAGACAGGAGUUGAUUCAGAAUUUCUGGAAGUAUUAGCAUUCAGACAAAGUCAUAAUUCAUUCUUUGAGAAGUCAGAUUUAUUCUUUUUGUGUAUGUUGCGGCCCCUUUCUUCUGACAUCCAAAUGCAGAACUCAGAGAUAGAGGAUGCACAGUGGAUGCCAUUUGUGGAAUACGCAGCUCAACCAUUCAUCCAGAAGAGUGAUAUUUUGAAGUACAUGAACGAUAUUUGUUUGGCUAAAAUUGACGGGCGAUAUUCUGGAUAUGCUCCUAUAUCUACGUCGUCAAACUUCUCCGAGCAGCAGUAUUAUUUGUACGUGAAUGCUGGAGAUUUGAAAAGGUCCAAUUCUUGAAAAGCAUCAUCUAAAGGUUAAACAACUAGAUAGGAUAUUCAAUCUUGGGUACAUUGUAAUGUUUGAUUCAUAGAGUGAACAAUGCUGGUUUUCAUCAGUUAAAUUACAUUGAUUUACCAGGCUUUAUCAUUUGAAAAGCUACAAAACACUUAUACUUCUAAAAUAGGGAAGUACCCAUAACAGGUACCUACGCAGCUGUUGGGUACACUGAUUUUCUUUGUUAUUUUAUUUUCAGUGAAAA